AUGGAGCACACGUACGCUCUUACAUGCGCGUGCGUGACAUUUUUUUACCCUGUCUACUACUCUGCCAUCCAUGCCGAUCCCCUCCUACCCUUCCCCCUACCAACAACACCCCCACCCCCCUCAUCCCUAGCUCGGCCUUUGUGCUAUAUCUACAUCAACGCACCAUCGCCAAUGACUCAGUCAGCAACAAGUACCUUCAUCCCUCUCUUUUCCUUCAUCCAAACCCCGUCUCCGACCCCACUAGCCACGCCAGCCCGGUUCCAAACCCCUAACCUUCUGUUCCCGCAUCCAUUUUCGGCACUGGGAACUUGUUUUGCCCUAAGGCGAUCUGCAAGGAAAUUGCUGUGCACGAUCUAUAAUGAGAUUACAUCUUCGGGAGGAGAGAACGCGGGAAAACGAAAUGCCGGAGAAUUGGAGGACAGACGUAGCAUGAACAUCUCAGGUUGUCCCUAUCUAUCUAUCUAUCUAUAUCUAUCUAUCUAUCUAUCUGUUGCUCCUAUCUAUCUAUCUAUCUAUCUAUCUAUCUAUCUAUCUAUCUAUCUAUCUAUAUUUAUCUCUAUCGAUUUAGGUGACUGUCUAUCAGUCUCAGGUUGUUCCUAUCUAUCUAUCUAUCUAUCUAUCUAUCUAUCUAUCUUCUCAGGUUGUUCCUAUCUAUCUAUCUAUCUAUCUAUCUAUCUAUCUAUCUAUCUAUCUGCAUCUCUAUUGAUUGAGGUUCUAUCUAUCUAUCUAUCUAUCUAUCUAUCUAUCUAUCUAUCUGUAUCUCUAUCGAUUGAGGUGACUGUCUAUCAGUCUCAGGUUUUCCUAUCUAUCUAUCUAUCUAUCAAUCUAUCUACCUAUCAAUCUAUCUAUCUAUCUAUCUAUCUAUCUGCAUUUCUAUCGAUUGAGGUGACUGUCUAUCAGUCUCAGGUUGUUCCUAUCUAUCUAUCUAUCAAUCUAUCUACCUAUCAAUCUAUCUAUCUAUCUAUCUAUCUAUCUGCAUUUCUAUCGAUUGAGGUGACUGUCUAUCAGUCUCAGGUUUUUCCUAUCUAUCUAUCUAUCAAUCUAUCUAUCUAUCUAUCUGCAUCUCUAUUGAUUGAGCUGACUAUCAGUCUCAGGUUGUUUCUAUCUUUCUAUCUAUCUAUCUAUCUAUCUCAGUCUAUUCACAUCUAUCUAUGUCAGUGUGUUCAUAUCUAUCUCCUUAUCUGUCUCUGUCAGUCUGUUUAUAUCUAUCUAUCUAUCUAUCUAUCUAUCUAUCUAUCUCAUUCAGUUCAUCUAUCUCUCUAUCUAUGUAUGUCCGUCUGUUCAUAUCUGUCCUGUUCAUAUCUCUCUAUCUACCUAUCUAUCUUUAUUCGUAUAUAUGGACAUGUCUUUCUAUAA
Molecule: messenger RNA, 1356 nt
Organism: Acanthosepion pharaonis
Lineage: Eukaryota; Metazoa; Mollusca; Cephalopoda; Sepiida; Sepiidae
Source: the annotation of a GenBank genome assembly